AUGCUCCUUCUCCCAGCUCUCUCAGCUUUGACAGUGGUCAUCAUUGACUAUUAUAACCAGGCUCUUACGAAUUUUUGCGUUGUAACCAUAACUGGCCAUGGGUCCAUUUCCACAUUUGUGAUGCUAAUCGCUCAUCGUCCUUAUCGAGACGCAAUCAAAAUUAUGUUCCGGAAGAGAGCAGUCAAAUCAGUAGAAGUUUCGCGAAGAGGGUUGCAAGCUCAUCGAGUAGGAAAUGUUAUGUCAAGUGAUUACAACCAAUGA
Molecule: messenger RNA, 261 nt
Organism: Caenorhabditis remanei
Lineage: Eukaryota; Metazoa; Nematoda; Chromadorea; Rhabditida; Rhabditidae
Exons: 1
Coding region: 1-261 (86 amino acids)
Source: RefSeq, a predicted model, not a curated record